AUGGCGUCGAACACUUUGGAUGUAUAUGGGAAGGGAACAACAGUAUGGUUUCCUGAUGAAAGAGAAGGUUGGAUAAGCGGUCAGCUGGCCUCAAAAACUGUGGAUGAGGUUAAAAUUUCGCUAUCCUUCGUGACCGAUGAUGGAAAGGAUGUUGUUAUUACAACCACGCUUGAAAAACUUAAACAAAGCAAUUAUGCAGAACUACCUCCUUUACGCAAUCCUCCCGCGCUUGAGGCAGCUGAUGAUCUAACAAGUUUGAGUCAUCUUAAUGAACCAGCAGUCUUGAUUGCCACGAAUCCAUUUUAUCCCGUUUCUUUAUACUCUCAGGAUAUUAUCAAUGCAUAUAGUGGUAAACGUCGUGGUGAAUUAGAGCCUCAUUUGUUCGCCAUCGCCGAAGAUGCUUAUCGAUGUAUGAUUCGAGAAGAGAAGAAUCAAACAAUUGUUGUUUCGGGAGAAAGUGGUGCUGGUAAAACUGCUAGUGCCAAAUUUAUCAUGCGAUAUCUCGCAUCUGCUGAUGACAAGGAAAAAGUACCAGAUUCGAAGAAAAUUAAUGCUGGCGCUUCUGGAAUGAGCAAGGUGGAAGAACAAAUAAUGGCUACCAAUCCUAUCAUGGAAUCUUUUGGUAACGCGAAAACGACAAGAAAUGACAAUAGUUCUCGAUUCGGAAAGUACCUCGAGAUCCAAUUCGACAAUCAACAAAAUAUUAUUGGCGCCAAAAUUAGGACUUAUCUGUUAGAACGUUCGAGAUUAGUGUAUCAACCCGAAAGCGAAAGGAAUUACCAUAUCUUUUACCAGGGAGGUGUGGGCACAAUACCUGGUGUCAACGAUGCACAAGAAUUUGAGAUUACGCAAAAAGGUCUAUCCACAAUUACAGCGAGUCGAAAUUAUGCAAUGAUUUCGGAAGAUGAUGCUGCCUUAAAGAUUGCCACAAAUUUACUUGGCAUAAAAUCGGCUGAGUUUAGAAAGUGGAUAGUAAAAAAACAAAUUAUUGCUAGAACCGAAAAGAUCAUUACAGAUUUAAAUCAACAGGCUGCCACAGUCGUCAGAGAUUCCGUCGCAAAAUAUGUUUACGCAAACUUAUUUGAUUGGCUAGUUAGCGUGAUUAAUGAAAGUCUGUCCGUCGACGAAGCUAUCCAAAGCGCAAAGAGUUUUAUUGGUGUUCUUGAUAUUUAUGGGUUCGAGCAUUUCAAGAAGAAUUCCUUUGAACAAUUUUGUAUUAAUUAUGCAAAUGAAAAGUUGCAACAACAAUUUAAUCAACACGUCUUCAAAUUGGAACAAGAGGAAUAUGUGCGCGAGAAAAUCAACUGGACAUUUAUUGACUUCAGCGAUAAUCAGCCGUGCAUUGACUUAAUCGAAGGAAAGAUAGGAAUCCUAUCUCUUUUGGACGAGGAAAGUCGUUUACCAGCUGGUACCGAUGACUCUUUAUGCAAUAAGCUUUACCAAAACUUUAAGAGUCCACCACACAGCAAAUAUUUCCAGAAACCAAAGUUUUCCAAUACCGCAUUUACCAUCAACCAUUAUGCUAAUGCGGUCACUUAUGAAGUUGAAAAUUUCUUGGAAAAAAACCGGGACACUGUACCCGAUGAACAUUUAAACUUGCUAAGGAGCACAGAGUUUGAAUUUUUGGAAGAAGUUUUGAAUAAAAGUGUCCCUGCAGCGUCACCGACCAAGACCGAUACGAAACGCAUUAGUAUGUCCUCGAAAAAGCCCACAUUGGGUUCAAUUUUCAAGGAAUGGUGUCCGGAUCCUAAAAAACUUUGCGGCAUCAUCCUUGAAGUGUCAAUUAAGGAUCCUGAUAAGUUCCAAAUCGGAAUUACCAAACUCUUCUUCCGCGCUGGCAUGGUUGCAUAUUUGGAAAAGCUUCGUCUCGAUAGAUUGAACGAAUGCGUGACUUUAAUGCAAAAAAAUAUGCUUCGUCAUAUGUAUCGGAAGAGAUACGAAAUGCUAAAAGCUACUACCGUAAAAUUACAAUCCUUAAUCAGGAAGGGUAUCUCGAUGCGAGAACUUCAGCGACUUCGCGAGGACAGGGCUGCUGUCACGAUUCAAAAGUAUUGGAAGAGAGAUAUUCAACGGAAGCGUUACUUGCGUCUAUUAAACUGCGUUCGCAAACUCCAAGUUGCUAUACGCUGCGUUAUCGCGAAAAAUAAAUUCAAUGAGCUUUCGAGAGAUGCGUCUGCGACUAAAAUUCAAGCGGCAUAUCGCGGAUGGUUGUGUCGCCGUGAUUACAAGAAGACCAUGAGACACAUUGUAUUUAUUCAGUCAUGCCUCCGUCGUCGGUUGGCAAGAGCUGAACUCAAGAAAUUGAAGAUCGAAGCUCGCUCCGCUAGCCACUUUAAAGAGGUAUCUUAUAAACUUGAAAAUAAGGUUAUCGAGCUCACCCAAAACUUGGAGCAAAAGAACUCGGAGAAUAAGACCUUGGAGACGAGAAUAUUAACUUUAGAAGGGCAAAUCAGAACAUGGACUGAAAAAUAUGAGAAAUUGGAAACUGACAGUAAAAACUUCAAAGCGGAGACAAGACAGGCAACCAUCUCUAUAGACGAAUUCAAGUCUAUACAAUCGGAGAAAGAAUCCCUUGAAUCUCGCUAUCGUACUUCUCUUGAAAAUAUUAAGAAACAAGACAGCGAGAUCAAGCGUCUUACGGAAGAAAUUAACAAAAAGGAUGAUGAGGUUUCCAGACUUCGUGCAAGUGCGGAUAAAUGGAAGGGUGCCGAAGAUCCGGCUACUGUUCUUGCGUUGAAACAAGAGAUCACUUCGCUGAGGGAACAACUUACAAAGGUUAAGAGCAACGCGAGUAACGCUACGCCUCCAAGCUCUCAGCACCGCCAAGAAAAUGGAUUCCUGACGGCAGCGGCUGGCACGUCCAACACACUUAAACCACCACAGAAACGAAGGCCCAGGCGACACAGUUCUGCCGAUUCCUUGGUGCCAAAUGAAAUUAGGCGUAAGCCUAAAAUGUUUGUCGAUCCGACGGAAGCAAGGUCAAAGCCCGGUUUAAGACCAGCAUCAGCUUCUUACACCCAAAUGACUGUUCCGAAGAUCAGAUCACCAGGCGGAAGAGUUGUUUUAAGCGGGAUAGAUGAUGAUCCCGAAGAAGAGAUGAUGAAAUUGCUCGAGGAUGAUGAAAUUCUAGACGAAGAAGUUAUUAAUGGCCUAAUCAAAUCAUUAAAGAUACCGCUCCCAAGUUUACAAAAUCCACCGUCUCCGAAAGAAAUAUUAUUCCCCUCUCGGCUAAUCAGUCUUUUAGCAAAGCAAAUGUGGAAAUUUGGUUUCAUAAAAGAAUCGGAAAGACUGUUUGCGAAUGUAAUGAAGACUAUUCAAGAACAUGUCAUGGAUUGUGAAGGUGAUGAUGCAAUUCUUCCGGGAGCGUAUUGGCUCUCUAAUGUUCACGAACUGCUGUCGUUCGCGAAUUCUGCCGAGAAAGAUAUGCUUCAUGGGUUGAAUCCGGCCAACUCCAGUAGUAAAAACUUUGAAUGGCACGAUUACGAAAGGCUUGUAUCCAUUGUGAAACAUGAUUUGGAAAGUUUGGAGUACAAUGUAUAUCACACCUGGAUGAAAGAACUCAAGAAGAGAUUGUUCAAGAUGAUUAUUCCCGCGGUGGUUGAGAGUCAAUCGCUACCUGGAUUUGUGACGAAUGAAAAUAAUCGAUUUCUUACAAAGUUUUUAAACGGCCCUGCGAACCCUGCAUUCAACAUGGAUGACCUCUUAAAUUUCUUGAACAAAGUUUGGAAGGCGAUGAAGUCGUAUUAUGUGGAAAUGUCGGUUAUUCAGCAAGUGGUUACAGAAUUGUUAAAACUUAUUGGAGUCACAUCGUUUAACGACUUGCUGAUGAGUCAUGAGAUUCCGGAGGGAACACUUCAAUUGGAACACUUGAUGCAAGCUACGAAGCUUCUGCAACUCAAGAAGUCAUCGCUAGGAGAUAUUGAAAUCAUUUAUGAUGUCUGUUGGAUGUUGACCCCAACUCAGAUUCAAAAACUUAUAAGCCAUUAUUUCGUCGCGGAUUAUGAGAAUCCAAUCAGUCCCGAAAUUUUAAAGGCAGUCGCACAUCGGGUUGUUGAUAAGAAUGAUAUCUUAUUACUUGACACAACACCGUUGGAAGAUUCGGGUCCAUUCGAGUUAGAAUUAAAGUGCUUGUGUCUUUUAACAGCCAUACGUGAUUGGGUAUUGAUCCCAAUCAUGAUAGUAAUGGUCCUAGUCGGUAUAUUUAGAGAUCAAGUUACAGUACUAUUAGGCGGAAUCCCAAAGAAACCCGUCCUAAAGGCAAUAAGAGAAACGAAAGUUUUAACGCGUGGUGCCACAUUAAGAAGUUAUGGAAAUCACAUUCCCCCAUCAUCUUUCUUCAAUAGAAAAAAUUACUUAACGAGCGCGUAUGAAAAAGGCGAUUACUUAAAAAAUCCGGCAGCCAUGAAUCAAGUAGUGAAUCCAAUGACUGAUCCUCAAGGGAUGGAGAUGAUGAUGGAAGGAAUGAAGAAGAAUUUUGCAAUGAUUGUACCACAAACAAUUAUCAUGGGUUGGUCCAUGCUUCAACGUGGUGUCGAAACUUCUGACAUGGAUGUUACCUGGGUUUCAUCCUUAUCAUGGUACUUUCUUAACCUUUUUGGUUUAAGAAGUAUAUUUGCCUUGCUUCUAGGCGAAGAUAAUGCAGCAGACGGUAUGAGAGAUAUGACUGCGAUGUCACAAAUGGGCGCUUCAGCUGCGGGUCAGCCACAAAAUUAUCAUAAGCUUCACCUCGCAGAAAAAGAAAAUCUUGAAUUAACGCCACAUGUAUGGGAAUUGGAAGAAGUAGAAUAUAGACUUUUAGUUCAAUAUGGUAAAAGGGAAAGUGGUUCGAGUUCAGCAUAUGAUGAAAGAAAUGCGGAGCCGUCAUCUGCAUCUGAGCAUAAAAGCAGAAACCGCAAGAAGGGUGGCAAACGAGAUUGA
Molecule: messenger RNA, 4917 nt
Organism: Acaulospora colombiana
Lineage: Eukaryota; Fungi; Glomeromycota; Glomeromycetes; Diversisporales; Acaulosporaceae
Source: the annotation of a GenBank genome assembly